ACUACUCGCUUAGAAAGUGGCAGAUUCUGUGUGAAGUUACCCCUAAAGGACUCACCUGACUGCCUCGGCGAUUCAUACUCUCAAGCUAAAAAACGAUUCCUAAAUCUUGAGCAAAGAUUUAGACGAAAUAAAGAACUAGAAUCGAAAUACGUUGAAUUCAUUCGUGAAUACGCUGAUAUGGGCCAUCUAUCUGAAUCACCUACUCUUAUUCCAAAUCCAUCAUAUUUUUUGUGUCACCAUGCUGUCAUAAAGGAAAAUAGUGAAUCUACCAAACUCCGAGUAGUGUUCGAUGGCUCAGCCCCCACAACCUCUGGCUCCUCUGUCAAUGGCAUCCUCAUGGUAGGCCCAAAUAUUCAAGACUCUCUUUUCUCCAUUUUAGUGAGAGCUCGGCAACAUAAAUUCAUUUUGACAGGUGACAUCGCCAAAAUGUACCGUCAGGUUCAAAUUGAGAGUUCAGAUCAAAAUUUGCAGCUCAUAUUAUGGAGAGAAGAUGAGUCUCAGCCUAUCAAAACUCUGCGACUGAGUACUGUCACUUACGGUACCGCAAGUGCCAGUUACUUGAGCACGAGAUGUCUUUGGCAGGUUGGACAGGAAUGUGGGGACGAAAUAAUUAAAAAUAUCAUUCAGCACGACUUUUAUGUCGAUGAUCUAAUCACCGGUUGUGAUGAUGAAGAUCAACUUAAAUACAUUCAAAAUUCAGUUUCAAACGCUCUAAAUUCAGCUUGUUUUCCUCUACGAAAGUAUAAAACUAAUUCAAAAAACUUGUUUCAAAAUUUACACGAAAUUAAUACAGAACAUUUGACAAUCAGUGAGUCGUCGAGCACUCUCGGACUUUGUUGGGAUCCAUCGAAGGAUGCCUUUAGUUUUCCUAUCGAAAUUCCACUUCUUAGUGACAAAAUCACAAAGAGACUUAUCCUCUCAAGUUCAUUUCGAAUCUUCGAUCCUUUAGGUCUUUUGAGCCCGUGCAUUAUUCAACCAAAGAUUUUGCAUUAAUCAAUGUCCAUACAGCCGUCGAAUCUGAAAUUAAUUUUGAUUUUAAAAAUAUUCUAAAUUUACAAAACUUCAAAGAACUUUUAGUUACAUUUUACGAUUUUUACACAACUCUAAAAAACAAAAUAAAAACAAUAAACUCACCGGCAUUUUAUCAAUUGACGAAUUAAAUAAUUAUUUUAAUUUUAUUUGCAUGCUGUCUCAAAAACAAACUUUUACUUCUGAAUUUGAUAAGUUAUCAAAUAGUAAACCUUUAAGCCCAAGGUCAAAUAUUUUAUCAUUAUCUCCAUUUUUGAUCAUCAGGCGAAUCUUAUAAGAGUCGGUGGCAGGCUCAGUUCAUCUGAAUAUAAAUUUGAAAAGAAGCAUCCCAUUCUUCUAAAUUCAACUCAUCAUGUGACGAAGCUUCUAUUUGAACGCGAACACGUUCGAUCUCUGUAUGCAGGACCGCAACUUCUGUUGUCGAUUAUCCGCGAGUCUGUUUGGCCUACCAAUGGCAGAAAACUAGCUAGGCGCGUUGUCAAAAACUGCGUUAGCUGCACACGUCUUCGUGGUCAGACCUAUAAUCCAAAAAUGGCUGACUUACCUGCAAAUCGCGUCAACGUUGACUUUCCCUUCAAGUCUGUUGGAGUGGACUAUGCGGGCCCUUUCUUCAUUCUAAAUCGUAAAGGACGCGGUGCUAGAGUAGUUAAGUGCUACUUAUGUCUGUUUGUGUGUUUGCGCUUCAAAUGCAUUCACUUAGAGGUCGUAUCUGAUUUGACAAAAGACGCUUAUAUUAUGACACUUCGCAGAUUUGUGGCACGCCGUGGAAAGCCAACCGAAAUAUUUUCCGACAACGGUAAAAAUUUUGUUGCUGCCGCGAAAGAAUUAAAUAGUUUUCUAAAGGCUAAUCAAGAACCUCUGUCUGAGUUUGCUGCUCAGGAGGGAAUAAAAUUUUCUUUUAUCCCCGCUUACGCUCCUCACUUUGGUGGAAUAUGGGAGGCCGGGGUUAAGUCCGCUAAACAUCAUAUAAAGCGAGUCAUGGGCAAUACCCAUCUUACAUUUGAAGAACUUUCGACAUUGUUUGCUCAAGUAGAGGCUAUUCUCAAUAGCCGUCCUCUAUGUCCCAUGUCAUCUUCCCCGAAUGACUUCCUAUCCUUGUCCCCAGGGCACUUUUUAAUUGGAAGACCAUUGAAUGCACUACCGGCUCCUUCAUUGGAUGACGCUAAAGAGAGCUCCCUAGAUAGAUAUGGCAGACUUGAACAAAUCCGCCAACACUUCUGGAAGAGAUGGCAGAAGGAGUAUAUCUCAAAAAUGCAACUACGAACGAAAUGGAAGAUUGACAAAUCAAAAAUAAACGUCGGAGACCUCGUACUGCUUCAAGAGGAUAAUUCUCCACCACUUUGUUGACGCAUGGGACGUAUCUUUCGAUUAUUCCAUGGAACAGAUGGCGUUUGUCGAGUUGCGGACGUCGAAACUACAAGAGGUUGCGUUCGAAGACCUUUGGUUCGACUGUGUCCUCUGCCCACUUCUGAAGACCUUCAAGCUUGAAAACCUACGCUUUUCACCGGGGGGAGGAUUAUGUCUACGCCUGUUAAACUUAUUAUAGCAAUCAUGCGCUUCAACAACAUAGAUUGUCAUUUUUUAUUUAUUAGUUAUUAUCGGGUAGAAUGUAAUUUUUACACUUAUCUAAAAAUCUUUGUACAAAGGUGUGUCGGUCUCGAAAAUAAAUUGUUUUUAAAAGGAAUAUUGAGUUUCCCUAAAGAAAUUCCAGUUCCCAAGCCUAAAGCGGG
This is a messenger RNA of Colias croceus (clouded yellow), 2759 nucleotides long. RefSeq lists its product as uncharacterized. Gene Ontology annotation, molecular function: nucleic acid binding. The transcript has a single exon. The record is from RefSeq and is a predicted model, not a curated record. Gene Ontology annotation, biological process: DNA integration. Lineage: Eukaryota; Metazoa; Arthropoda; Insecta; Lepidoptera; Pieridae. Bases 1561 to 2376 code for a protein of 271 amino acids.